CUUCCAACAACUUUAUCGGAUCAACAGACACUCCAAUGGAUCUAGAAACUUGGUCAAAGAUCCAAGCAAUUAAAACAAAUCAAGAAAACGCCGUCAUUUCUCAACUAGCCCAAAUGGCCCCACAAAAAAGGAAUUUAUUAAUUAAAGAAUUAAAUAACGGAAAUUCUACAGCUACAACAGAAUUAAUUAAAAGAAUUAUUAAAGAUUUAACUGAAAGUCGAGACGGACAAGUUGUUUUUCCUCAACUUGGUCUAGCUUCUUUAGACAGACAGGUUGAGGCUACUUUGAAUGCUGUGGAUCAGAAUUUGCCUCCUCCUAAUCCUUUUACUAGCGGCAGUUUUUUUGGAGGUUGGAAGGGUUUUUAA
Molecule: messenger RNA, 365 nt
Organism: Meloidogyne enterolobii
Lineage: Eukaryota; Metazoa; Nematoda; Chromadorea; Rhabditida; Meloidogynidae
Source: the annotation of a GenBank genome assembly